This is a messenger RNA of Procambarus clarkii (red swamp crayfish), 1470 nucleotides long. Its product is annotated as succinate dehydrogenase [ubiquinone] iron-sulfur subunit, mitochondrial. Lineage: Eukaryota; Metazoa; Arthropoda; Malacostraca; Decapoda; Cambaridae. Gene Ontology annotation, molecular function: electron transfer activity; 2 iron, 2 sulfur cluster binding. Gene Ontology annotation, cellular component: mitochondrial membrane. The record is from RefSeq and is a predicted model, not a curated record. Gene Ontology annotation, biological process: tricarboxylic acid cycle; respiratory electron transport chain; aerobic respiration.
CGUAGUGUUUAGUGUUUGCGUAACCGGCUGGCAGAGGGAGACUCGCUUGACCUCCAGCUGGUUGCACCGUAAACAUGGCCAGUGUCGUCGCCGCCGCUAAAAUCAUACCUUCUGGCUGUUUUGGCAAUGUUUGUCGCCAGUUUGCUGUGCGCUCGCAGAGCACGGCAGCUGCUGCUGCUCCACAGGCAGUGCCAGAGAAAAGAUUAAAGAAAUUUUCUGUCUACCGUUGGGAUCCAGAGAAGCAAGGAGACAAGCCCCAUAUGCAGACAUAUGAGGUGGAUCUGAAUUCGUGUGGUCCCAUGAUUUUAGAUGCUUUGCUUAAAAUCAAGAAUGAAGUUGAUCCAUCAUUGACCUUCAGAAGGUCGUGUCGAGAGGGCAUCUGUGGUUCAUGUUCCAUGAACAUUGGAGGAGUGAACACGCUUGCUUGCAUCAGUAAAAUAGACACAAACCUGAACAAACCAACAAAAAUAUACCCAUUGCCACAUAUGUACGUCAUAAAGGACCUGGUUCCCGAUAUGAAUAACUUCUACGAGCAGUACCGAUCAAUCCAACCUUGGUUGCAGCGAGGCGAUGGACUCGAGCCCGGUGAUCAGCAAUAUUUGCAAUCAGUAGACGAUCGCAAGAAACUGGAUGGCUUGUAUGAGUGCAUCCUAUGUGCAUGUUGCUCCACAUCUUGCCCUUCAUAUUGGUGGAAUGGAGAUAAGUACUUGGGACCAGCUGUACUCAUGCAGGCCUACCGUUGGAUCAUAGACUCGCGUGACGAAAAAUCUGAGGACCGUCUGAAGAGGCUACGGGAUCCCUUCUCUGUGUAUCGAUGUCACACCAUCAUGAAUUGCACAAAGACAUGUCCCAAGGGACUAAAUCCUGGGCUUGCUAUUGCUGAAGUGAAGAAGCUUUUAUCGGGUAUUGCCAAGAAAGGAGAACCAGGUAUAGAUGCCUUGGGAGCCAACUAACCCUGAACACAGAGAAAUAUUAGCCAUACAAAAGGACAUUGUGAUUGAGCCUCCCUUAACAUAAUGACAAAUAUCCAUUAAUAUUACUAAAGUAGAGGAUCUGAAUUUACUGUUGUGUGUUCAGUAAAAUUUGCAAGAGAAUUUUAAGAUGAAUGCAUUUAUUUUUAGCAAAAAACGUACAUUCUUUGUCUGUUGGAAAAUGAUAUACAGUACAUAAGCUUUGAUAUAUCUACCUGAUGCUUUAAAUGUGUGCUAUAAAAAUAAAAUGCAGUCCAAUGAUGUAUGGGUUAUAAAUUAUAACAAGAAAUUAGAUAUAAAAUUAUAAUGAAUUUGCAUGAUAACUACCGUAGUGACACAGGUGUAUAUUUUACACUGUGUAUAUGCCUUCAGUGCAGCACACACACAAAGUGAUCAGUGAAGAUCUUGCUCUCGUGUAAACGUGUAUAUUGCUACUAUUCAAAAUAUUUCUGGCGUGUAUAUAUUUGUGGGAUAAAACUUAAUAAAUAUUAGUGCAAAA